AUGGAGGCGCCAGAGAGGAAAAAGCUGAAGCUAAAGAUUAGUCGGAAUCCGUCUUUCUCUAGCAGCGGCCCUGGAUCUGCCAACCCGUCGAGCGCUAUUAUCUCUUCGCAACAGGUCGCAACGCCGGACCAGAUGUCGCCUGUGCUUCGUCAAGGACAAUCGUCCUUAAGCGGAAUGUCUCCGAGCGGCUCUUCCGCAGACGCAGCGAUCAUGCCACCACCUGCAAUACCACCUACUCCCACCGAAAACAAGACACAUAAGAUCAGGCUGUCCUUCAGCAAGAGCCAGCCUUCGACACCUAUAUCCGAGACGCCACCAACGAGGAAGCCUCUUCCGACCAACAGAACAGCUCUGCCCGCCGCGCCGCCGCCGGGCGAGGCACCAGCCCCACUGACUAUGACCAAGGCCGGGCGAACGUCCAAACCCACUGCGAAGAAGCGCGCCAAGGCCGACGCCGAUAGUGGCGAUGAGGCUCAGACGAAUGGAAAUGCUCAGCAGCCCGCGAAGAAGAAGAUGAAAACCAUCAAGUUGAAGUCAGGCCCCGACGCCCCCAAUGCCCGGAGAACCUCGUCGUUCAGGAUCGCUAUCAAGGAUUCUCACAAGUCGACGUUCUAUCGAGAAAAUGGCUCAGGCUACGAUUCAGAGAUGGAAGAUGCUGAGGAGGAUCCCAUCAUAGAAGAGCAAAUCGUACUGCGCAUGAUGGAAGGUCCGGAGUGCGACUAUAUCAAUUCAUGCCUUGACAAUAAAAAGUUCCCCUCCGGAGGCAUGGAUUUCAAAUUGAGAUGGAUCAACGAGCGAAGGGCGGUUGUUACAGUCCAAGGUCGCAUGUAUGCCGCUGUUCUUGUCGACAUGCCGACGAUAACAGAAGGGAUGAAGACAUGGGACAAAAAGCUCAUGGUCAAAUCUGCAGAUAUCUCUCAGAUGCUCCUGGUCUUUGCUCGAGUCAAUGACGAGGCUUCGGCAAGGAUAGCAGAGCUUCCGAAGGUCAUUUUCGAUGGGCACAGGUGGCCACACGGUCUGACACCACCGAUGCACGAUGCGGUUCAUCGCAGAUUCCGCAAGCGUUUGCACAAGAGCGAGAUCCUCAACAAAGAACAAGAAGUUCAGAGACUCCUACAGGCAGACAAGAACGCUAUUGAAACCAAGUAUGAAUGGAUUGAUGAACGGAGGGACACGAUGCAGGCUGGCACGCCUGAUCUGGAUCUGCAGGAUGCUGAGGGAGAAGAGGAUGCGGAGGGCGAGAUUGAUGACGGUUGGGACAUGGGAGCGAACGAUAUCGACAUGAUCGACGCUGAUAUAGAGGCUCAGCUCGAGGCAGAAUUGAACGACCUUGAACCGGAGAUGGCGACUCCAAUUCAAGAAGGCGCUACCCCGGCAGCUCUUGCUCCCGACACACCCGCGGCCGGAGCUGAGGCUGCAGAAGGUAAAGAUGGGGACGGAGCUUCAGUCGAGGGCGAAAGCGCGGAAGACUACGAUGAUGACGAUGACGAUUCAGACGACGAUGUCAAUGAUGAAGAGAAGGAGCGCCGUGAACAAGUCAGAGGUGUCCGCGAGGAUGUCAGAGACAUCGAAAAACAGAUUAGGGCUCUGGAGAGCGAGCUGGCCACCAAGACUAACCAAAUUUUAAGGAGACGUAUAGAAGCCAGGAUCAAAGGCCACAAGGAAGACCGGCAAUUGAAGCUUGCUUCUAUUGGAGAGGUACCGCCUGAGGACCAAGAUCAGGAUGAGUGA
This is a messenger RNA of Diaporthe amygdali, 1731 nucleotides long. Its product is annotated as transcription initiation factor TFIID subunit 7. Gene Ontology annotation, biological process: RNA polymerase II preinitiation complex assembly; transcription initiation at RNA polymerase II promoter. Gene Ontology annotation, molecular function: RNA polymerase II general transcription initiation factor activity. Bases 1 to 1731 code for a protein of 576 amino acids. Gene Ontology annotation, cellular component: transcription factor TFIID complex. The record is from RefSeq and is a predicted model, not a curated record. Lineage: Eukaryota; Fungi; Ascomycota; Sordariomycetes; Diaporthales; Diaporthaceae. The transcript has a single exon.